Molecule: messenger RNA, 4154 nt
Organism: Synchiropus splendidus (mandarinfish)
Lineage: Eukaryota; Metazoa; Chordata; Actinopteri; Syngnathiformes; Callionymidae
Gene: aplp1
Product: amyloid beta (A4) precursor-like protein 1
Exons: 17
Coding region: 230-2347 (705 amino acids)
Biological process (GO): central nervous system development; axonogenesis
Cellular component (GO): Golgi apparatus; plasma membrane
Molecular function (GO): heparin binding; alpha-2C adrenergic receptor binding; transition metal ion binding
Source: RefSeq, a predicted model, not a curated record
ACACCCGCAGAAACUGGGCUUGGUUCUGUCGGUGUUCGUGCUGAUACAAGCUCCGGCUGCGAUUGGAGACUGGUGGAGAGAAGCAGGACGCAGACGCAGCUCGGGCUUCUGAGGACGGAGGACGCAGUGUCCAUCACUUCAGCUGAUGUGAGCAGACGGUUGGAGUCUCCGAUCCGAAAUAUCAACAUCGUCAUCACCACCAUCCGAGGAGCGAGAACCGAAGCAGAAAAUGGGACGCUCCGCAAUACCUGCGCUGGUGGCACUAUUGUCCUUCACCGUCGAGGCUCUGGUGGACGUCAACGGCCCCGCCCCUCAGGUGGCAGAGCCGCAGAUCGCCAUGUUCUGUGGCCGUCACCUCCUGCACAUGAACCCCAGGACGGGCCAGUGGGAGCCGGACCCUCAGGGCCGCAAGGACUGCUUCAAAGAGCCCAGUGAAAUCCUGUCCUACUGUCAGGAGAUGUACCCAGCUCUCCAAAUCUCUCACGUGGAGGAGGCCAAGAGCCCCGUCACCAUCCCGUACUGGUGCAAGAAGGGUUGGGGUCACUGUCAGAACCGCCCGCCCAUCGUGGUCCCGUACCGCUGCCUGGAAGGUGAAUACGUGAGCGAGGCUCUGCUGGUGCCGGAUCGCUGCCGGUUCCUCCACCAGGAGCAGAUGGACGCGUGUGAGAGCUACGUGUACUGGCACAACAUCGCCAAAGAGGCAUGCACCGCGGACAGUCUGGAGCUGCACAGUUACGGCAUGCUGCUGCCGUGUGGAGACGACUUCAGGGGAGUGGAGUACGUGUGCUGUCCAGGCCGAGGGACCUCCAGCGCUAAAGUAGAGGUUGAAGACGUGGGCGUGAACUCGAUGACAUCCCAGACAAGCGGAGCCCUGAAAUCUGCUGUCAAAAUGGCCACCCCGACUCCAAGCCCCUCCCCUGACACCGAUGUAGACGAGGCCGAUAUGGAAGAGGAAGACGACGAGGUGGUGGAAGAAGAGGAAGAGGAGGAAGAGGAGGAGGACGAGGUUGAAGAGGGCGAGGUUGAUGAAGUAGACGAUGAAGAGGAGGAGGAGCCUGUCGCUAUGAAGGACCCAGAGGAGUACGAGUACGCCAUUGACUCCGAUCCCUACCAGACUUCCGACUACACCGACUCCUUCUACUACGGCAAGAGCCACAAACCCACCGCCUCCACUCCUCUGUCCAAGGUGACAAACGCGCGCCCUACCGACGUUGUGGACGUGUAUUUCGAGAAGCCGGUCGAGGAAACUGAGCACGCCAACUUCCUGCGUGCCAAAAUCGACCUGGAGGACCGGAGAAUGAAGCGCAUCAAUGAGAUCAUGAAGGAAUGGGCUGAAGCCGACAACCAGUCAAAGAACCUUCCAAAAAUGGAACGCAUGUCCAUCAACGAGCACUUCCAGUCUGUGUUGCAGACGCUGGAGGAGCAGGUGGCCCGUGAAAGGCAGAGGCUGGUGGAGGUUCACCUGGCCAGGGUGGAGGCCAUACUCAGCAACAACCGCCGGAUGGCCCUGGAGAACUACCUGACAGCCGUGCAGUCGGACCCUCCUCAGCCGGAGCGCGUGCUGCAGGCUCUCAAGCGCUACAUGGCGGCGGAGCAGAGGGACCGCAGACACACUCUCAGGCACUACCAACACAUCGUGGCAGUCGACCCGCAGAAAGCUGAGAUGAUGAAAUUCCAGGUGUACACACACCUUCAUGUGAUCGAGGAGAGGAUGAAUCAGAGCCUCGCGCUUCUCUACAAAGAUCCCAACUUGGCGGAGGAGCUGCACAGCAAGAUCCAAGAGCUGGUGAAGGCUGAGCGAGGAGACAUCAGCGAGCUGAUGACCACCUCCUUCUCUGAGACACGCACCACUGAGGAGCUCCUGCCAGCCGAGAGCGAGGAGGAGAAGGACGAUGAGGAGGAGGAAGAAAGAGUCUUCCAGAACAGACCGUAUCCUCCCCGUGUUGACGUGCAGUCUAACAAGAAAGCGUCUGUAGUCGAUGAGUACGACUACACCACUUCAGAGAGAGGCCCCACCUACGAAUAUGAGGAAAAGAUCAAUGCCUCUGCAGAGCUCAAGCAAGUCGUCUACAAGCCAGCGGAGAUUGAAAGAGAUGAGCUGCAACCUGACGCUUUAGAGACGUUUAACCGCGGCGCCAUGGUGGGACUGCUGGUGGUGGCUGUUGCCAUCGCCAUGGUGAUGGUGAUUAGUCUGCUCUUGGUGCGCAGAAAGCCAUACGGAACAAUCAGCCAUGGGAUCGUGGAGCAGGUCGACCCCAUGCUGACGCCUGAAGAACGACAGCUCAACAAAAUGCAGAACCACGGCUACGAAAACCCCACGUACAAAUUCUUCGAGCAGAUGAACUGAGCUAAGUGACGCCCAAAACUAGGCCGCCGGUUUUCUUCCUCUUCUGCGUCACGACUCUUGUGAUCGAUCAUUUAUGAAGUCCACCCCCCCAAACCCACUGUAAAUGACCAACAAGAAAUUUAAGCAACACGAGCAACGAACCAUGACGCCAAGUCACUAAAUAUGUUGUAGGUAGAAGCUAAAGGACUCCAGCUCCAUCUUCCUGAACAUAAACCCAGCGGCAUGACCAACCGAACCCUCUUAAAAAGUGGAAAGGCGCUUUGUAGUACUUCAUUUCCGCAGUUAUAAUUGUACCACAGUUCUAAAUAUAAAUGGUGUCUGUGUACCGAAUCUGAUGAGCGAGUAGAUAUGCUUUAAUCACACUUGUGCUGGCGAUACAGAAAAACAAUCGGCGAAAGUAUCCCAAAAAUAUCCUUUAGAUAUGUUCCUUUUCAUUUAUACAGCUACCAAAAUAACUGUAAAUCAGUAUAAAAAGUGGGAAGCAUGACAUUUGGUGUAUGAAACUGCUGUAUUUAUUUGUGUUGUCAUGGCUUCCUUUCAAGUGUCACCGUUCCCCUAAAGGACACUGUAAAUAACUCAAGAGGUACAUACUUCUAGAUGUAGACAUUUCUAUGAUUGAUUUGCAUCAGUGUACUGGAAUAACACGUUAAAAAAAAACAAAAAAAAACAACGUUGUGCUGUAACGAGAGGGAGAUACAUUUUCCUAACAUGGCUGAUUGAAAACGGACUGUUGUAAAAACCAGCACAAGACAACGACACAGUAACUUCUUUCUGAAUGUAUUUAAAGGUAGACGUUGAGAUUACUUUCUUUUGGGUGGCACAUUGUUUCCCUUGUAGCCUGAUAGGAGUAGUGAACCCGCCCGACAGAGGGGGCGUGUCCAAACCCAAAACACAGUUGUAAAACAUCCUGUCGUAGACUGAACAAUACUGAAUGUGGGUAUUUAAUAGUUGCUGUUUUUGAGUUGUCACUGAAUGACUCACUGUAGUUUGUCAUCUCUUUGAUCAGCAUAGUUCCCCGAGUAGGUAAGAGAGCGGAGGGGUUGUCCCGUUGAGCUCAUUCGAGUCGACAAAAGAGGGUCACACAUGUUGCUUUUUAAGAAUCAAUCAUGCCUUUUUUUUUUUCAUCCAACGCUCCAAUAUCAGCACUAUUAUUGAACUAAGAUCAGAAAGUCGUUGUUUAUAAUUUGUACAGCUACGUAGGUGAAUGAAGAUGUAUGUUCACUGUUUAAUCUGAAAACCAUAGAUGAGAAAAACGCUUGCCUGUGUUCUCCCAAAAACCACCGACGGUUUCCUACCAGCAUUUAGCAGACGUAGAGAGGUUGUGUACCGUAGAUACUCACAUUUGUACGUUCGUCCUCUGUUGAACUGAAUUCUUUGUUGGUCUCUCCUCAAGCCUGAUAAAAUAUAUACGACGUUUUUAAGAUUUUAAUUGCUGCAUUAUUGCCUUUUACAAUGCUGUGUUCUGGAUGUAAUGAUUCUGUAUUUUUUAUUCAUAUGUAAUAAUCUGUUGGAUGGAGGGUCAUGCGUUUCACACUGGAUAUAAGAAGUGAGUAACCUGUGGCGCGAAAUGUCUCGAGGCAGAAUUGGUCAAGCAUCAAGCACAAGUAGAAUCACACCCUUCAUGUACAGGUGGCUAAAUUUAGCGUCGUGUCACAGAGAGCUCUUCUUUAUUUUCUUUGACCAAAGACGUGCUCCGAAAAUUAUUCAGAUUUGGCAAAUUGUUCUCUGUUGUGUAAAUGUGUUUGCAAGCGAUUUGAGCAGAAACUGGUCCACCGAUUAAGAUGUGUAAUAAAAAUGAGUGACCCAU